Suillus subaureus is the source of this 855-nucleotide messenger RNA. RefSeq lists its product as uncharacterized. The transcript has a single exon. Lineage: Eukaryota; Fungi; Basidiomycota; Agaricomycetes; Boletales; Suillaceae. The record is from RefSeq and is a predicted model, not a curated record. The coding region runs from base 1 to 855 and encodes 284 amino acids.
AUGGAUCACCAGGACUCAGAUGGUGCUGCCAGUCAUCAUGCUCCAGUGCAGCCACAAAUCCCUCAGCCUGGACCAUCAUCUGAAGUUUCACAUGAAGCUCCCCAUCAGCCUCAUCUCACUGAUUCAUGUAGCUGUGACCCUCACAACCCUCCCCAGAACCCUCCUGAGCCUGUCCAGUGCACACCUCAUGUACCUCUCACAUGUAAUCUCCCAGAUCGUCUUACUGAUCCACAUAGCCACAACCCUUCCCAAAGCCUCUCCAAUGAGAGCAUGCAGAACCCUCCUGAGCCUGUCCAGCAUGCACCUCGUGUACCUCUCACACAUGAUCUCCCAGAGCAACUGCAGCUUGAGUCCUGUGAGCUGUCCCAUGAGCCUAUCAUUCACACAGGAGGCUGGUAUGAGCCUACUGAAUGUGGGUAUGACACUCGCAAUAUUUGUGACCCUUUGGACACAUGCAACUUUCACUGUCCUCACGAUCCCAUUCACUAUCACCAUUGUGAAUAUGUGUGUGAUACAUCUCCUUGGGACUGUGAUGCAUGCGACACCUUCUAUCACCAAGGUGGUCAUCCUCAAGACAACUUUCAUCCUGCAAACUUCCAUGAUUCACACAUCAGAGAGCAUGAUCAUACUCAUCCAGUAUAUCCCAGUCGCUAUAGCCCCAUUCCUGAUCACAUGUAUGCUCAUGAAGUCAAAGAACAUCAGUGGCUCCCUCACUACCAUGAUAAUAUGGGAAGGACAAGGGGGUAUCUGGAUAGGCAAGGACCUUGGAGGAGAUACCAAGACCCAUGCGACAACCACCUGAGCCAGAGCUACCCACCCUCUCCAAACGCUCACCCUGCACCACCCUUGUCAUAG